ACAGAUCUCUUCCAUGUGGUCUUGGAUAUUGUGAAUCAUACGUAAGGGACGAUGUGCACAAUUGUCCGGUGAAUCACCUUUAUUUUUCUGCAAGGAAACGAGUGACAGCAAUUUGCAGGAGAAGAAGAAUUGAUGACUACCUAAUUGAUCCUAGAGGUCCUCGUGUCAAGCCUGGCGAUCCUUCACAUCACAGGAAGAGGUUUGAGUGAGCCUCUUCUCCCAUGCUUACGGCCUCCGUCCGCAGACUUCAUUCAGUCACGCAUGUGGUCGUCCUUGGUGCAAGACAACAUCCACGAGACCAACAGCAGCACCCUCCACAGGAUGGUGUCCUCUUCCUCAAGGUCGUCUUCUUCCAACUCUUCUCUGCUCAUCUCAGAAACGCCAAGGAGGACCAUGGAGGAGGUGUGGAAAGACAUCACUGUCACCGCCCUCAACAGGGAGAGGGCCAUCACACCCUUGGAACACCAUGGUUACGGUCGCCAUCACCACCACGCAAACUCCUCACCUUCCUUCAGGGACAUGAUGUUGCAGGACUUUCUCGCCGGACCAUCGAGCAGGCCCCUCACCAUCUCGCCGCCUGCAGUCGAGGAGCUACCGCUGCCGCUACCUCCAACCCCUCCUGCCCUCCCUCAGACGGCCUUCAGUUUGAACUCCGGGAUGGAGUUGCAGUACCUGGGACCUGACCCCAAGACCCACUCCGAUUCAACCUCUAGCAGCCACAACGCCUCCAUUAUCUCCUCUGCAUUCUCCUCUGUGAUGGCAGGUCCGCCGUCGCCCACUGGGCUUUUCUCAUUCUGCUCCAAGAAGCAGCGGUUACGAGAAAACCCCACCGUUGGUGUCGACCGUCGCUUUCAGAGAUUGAUCAAGAACCGGGAGUCUGCAGCCCGAUCACGCGCAAGGAAACAGGCCUAUACUAAUGAGCUGGAGUUGGAGGUCUCACAUCUGAAGGAGGAGAACGCCAAACUGAAGAAGCAAUAUGAGGAGCUUCGUUUGGCAAUGAAUCUACCCAAAAGAAACACACUUAAAAGGAGCUGCACUUCAUCAUUUUGAGAGACAAUCCCUAUGCCAUGUUCUUCCCUUUCUUUUCUGCAGAAACAGAACAGUAGGGGUUGCGUUAUGCCAUUGCCUGUGCAGAUAUAGCAUAGAUUCCUUUAGACAUCUCGAUCUCCGUCAUCUGAUGAGGAGCCCAAAAAUGAGCUUCUUUUCGGCUAUCAUGUUACGCAGUCUCCAUCUAAAUGUAUACACAAGUGGCAGUAGUGUCUUAGUAUAUGGUUCACAGUGGUGUGCAUUAUUUCGAGUCACAUUUUUACGUAGAUGGGAUGAAAUGUUGUGGUUAGCCGGUGAUUGAUACGGUAAACGGCAAAAGGCGCAGCAAGCUGGUGCUCGGUUGUGCGUGGGGGUGGAGUGGGCUGCCUUCCGUAUUAGUGGUGGAGGGUGUCUACUGUGGACAAAGCCUCCCCACCUUGAGGACGGACGCUGGCGGCCAGUCCAUUUGGUCGGAAGCGGCGCGGCGGCCACCACCGGAUCAUGACCGCGGCUGUGCUCUAUUGGCAAUCAUGUGUGCCUACGUGCUUGAGAAGAAGCAUAUGUAUACGAGGGCUGAAACUUCUAUAGGAACAAAGAUAUGAACUCUAUAGACAGUAAACUUUUUUCUA
Molecule: messenger RNA, 1655 nt
Organism: Musa acuminata AAA Group (dessert banana)
Lineage: Eukaryota; Viridiplantae; Streptophyta; Magnoliopsida; Zingiberales; Musaceae
Product: protein FD-like
Exons: 3
Coding region: 262-1050 (262 amino acids)
Biological process (GO): positive regulation of DNA-templated transcription
Cellular component (GO): nucleus
Molecular function (GO): DNA-binding transcription factor activity
Source: RefSeq, a predicted model, not a curated record